Messenger RNA from Patiria miniata (bat star), 5587 nucleotides. Its product is annotated as DNA polymerase alpha catalytic subunit-like. Gene Ontology annotation, cellular component: alpha DNA polymerase:primase complex. The record is from RefSeq and is a predicted model, not a curated record. Bases 64 to 4614 code for a protein of 1516 amino acids. Gene Ontology annotation, biological process: lagging strand elongation; DNA replication; leading strand elongation. Lineage: Eukaryota; Metazoa; Echinodermata; Asteroidea; Valvatida; Asterinidae. The transcript has 38 exons. Gene Ontology annotation, molecular function: purine nucleotide binding; pyrimidine nucleotide binding; single-stranded DNA binding.
ACCUAGUAGAUUGUAUUGACCUCAUCAUUUCGCGCCACUUUCAUAAUUCGAGGUGCUGUAGAAAUGGCUCCAAUUUCAGACGAUCCAGACAAUGUUUCUCAAGAUGAUGCCUCAAGCAGUUUGGCACAGAGACGAAGCAAACGGGCCGUCAGCAACAAGAAGAACAGUCGACUUGCUGCACUGGAACGACUGAAGGAAACAAAGAGAGGAUCAGGAUCCAAAUUCAAGUAUGAGCUGGAGGACAUGCAGAAUGUCUAUGAUGAGGUCGAUGAGGACGAAUAUUCCAAAGUUGUCCGAGAUCGUCAAGACGACGAUUGGAUUGUGGAUGAUGAUGGUGCAGGCUACGUGGAAGAUGGAAGGGAAAUAUUUGAUGAUGACCUGUAUGGAGAUGAUGAGAAAGCAGCUGGAAAAGGGAAGAAAGGAAAAGAAUCCACCGCUCCGAAAGAUUCAAAGAAACUGAAUGUGAAGAAGCCUUCAGUGUCCAAGUCACAUGACAUUAAGUCUAUGUUCAAGAUGGGUGCCUCCAAGCAGCGUAAGCCUGAGAAGGAGGUUAGCCUUGCUGAUGAUGAACUACUUGGAGACAUUCUCACUGAUCUUCAUAAUGAUAAGCAAGAUGUGUUCAAGCCCUUACCAAUCAAGAGAAAAGUGAGAACGUCAGGUUCAGGGCCAUCACCAUCCACCAAUCGUAACCCCUUUUCCAAAACACCCACCCGACCACACCCAAGUACAUCACAACCUAGAAGCGUGGACUAUGACAUGUCCUCACCAGCCAUCAUACCUAAACAGCGCCCCCAAGGCCGUCAGACCAUCGUCAAACGUGAAAUGGAUCCGGAGACUGAGGAACCAGCCAAGAGGCACAAAAGGUCAGAGGUCGUCAUCAAGGAGGAGCCCAAAGAUGAGAUUGAGGAGUUUUCAGAAAUGAGUGAAGAUCAAGGCCAUGGAUUUGAAAACAUGGAUUUUGACAACAAUGAAAUUGACAACUUCGACUCGGAGGAUAUUUCCCAAGCAACAGUGAAGGAGGAGUUAAACACAAGUCAAGAGCCAGAGGUUAAUGACAAAGGAAGAGCACAGAAACCAAAUGUGCAUCCUGACGUCUGCUCCAGCUCAGGCUGGGAAACAAUCAGAGAAGAAGCCGAGGACAAGGAUGAGGUUGCCGCGGAUAUCCAAGUUGAUUGCUCUUCGUUGCCCAUGACAACCAAUGACUCCGGUGACCAAGUGCUGCGAUUCUUUUGGAUGGAUGCCUACGAGGAUCCGUACCAUCAACCAGGUACCGUGUAUUUGUUUGGUCGAGUGUGGAUUGAGUCUGCAAAGACACACGUCAGCUGCUGCCUGUCUGUCAAGAACAUUGAGAGAGUUAUAUACCUGUUGCCAAGGGAAAGGAGGAUUAACAGCAAGACUGGACAGGAUACUGGGGAAGAAGUCAGCAUGGUGGACAUAUAUCAGGAGUUUGACAAGCUGGCUAACCAUUACAAGAUCAUGAAGUAUAGGUCCAAGAAAGUCACCAAGCAGUACUGUUUUGAGAAGGAUGGUAUUCCCUCUGAGUCGGAGUAUCAAGAAGUCAGAUAUGGGGCUGAGUUCCCCCAGCUUCCGAUUAAUGUGGAAGGAGAGACCUUCAGUUGUGCAUUUGGCACUAACACCUCCAGCUUGGAACAUUUACUAAUGGAGAGGAAGAUGAGGGGUCCAUGUUGGCUUGACAUCAAGAUGCCACAGGUUCCAUCGCAGCAAGUCAGUUGGUGUAAGAUUGAAGUUUUCAUCAAUAAACAGGAAAACAUCACCGUUGUCAAGGAUUUGCCCCCACCCCCACUGGUUGUCAUGACGAUUAGCUUGCGGACCUUGCUGAAUCAGACAACCCAUCAGAAUGAGGUCAUAGCAGUUGCUGCCCUUGUUCAUCACAAAUUCCCAAUGGAUAAAGCCCCACCCAGGCCCCCAUUCCAACAGCAUCUAUGUGCUAUUUCCAAACCAAGUGACUGUAUAUUUCCCUUUGACCUGAAGGACACAAUUAAGAAGCAGAACUCCAAGGUGGAAAUCAUGCCAACGGAGCGUGCUUUAUUGGGGUACUUUCUCGCAAAGAUUCACAAAAUUGACCCGGAUGUCAUUGUGGGGCAUGAUAUCUUUGGGUUUGACUUGGAUGUCCUGCUACAUAGAAUCAAUGCUAACAAGGUUCCUCAUUGGUCUCGUAUUGGACGGCUCAAGAGAACAAACAUGCCCAAAUUAACAGGUGGAUAUGGUGGAAAGGGCAGCACCUUCUCAGAGAAGAAUGCUACAUGUGGACGCAUGGUCAGUGACAUCAAGAUCUCAGCCAAGGAACUGAUCCGAUGCAAAAGCUAUGAUCUCUCAGAGCUCACCAAGCAGAUUCUGAAGAAAGAUAGACAACAGAUACCAUAUGAAGAAUUCAGGAACAUGUACAGCACAUCUCGCCACAUGAUGUAUUUCAUUGAGAACACCUGGAUGGACGCAUCACACAUCCUUGACAUCAUGUGUGAGUUGAAUGUGAUACCUCUAGCGCUGCAAAUCACCAACAUCUGUGGUAAUGUCAUGUCUCGUACUCUGAUGGGGGGACGAUCUGAGAGAAAUGAGUUCCUGCUACUUCAUGCCUUCUAUGAGAAGAACUUUAUCUGUCCAGACAAGGAAUAUAAGAAGAAAGCUGCUCCUGUGACUGUUCACGAUGAUGAAGGCAAUGAGGACGUAGAGAAGCCAGCCAGUUCAUCCAAGGCACGUCGCAAACCAGCCUAUGCAGGAGGCUUGGUACUGGAACCAAAACGAGGGUUCUACGACAAGUACAUUCUACUUCUGGACUUCAACAGCCUUUAUCCAUCCAUCAUACAAGAGUAUAACAUCUGCUUUACUACAAUCAGCCGCACACCAAGACCAGAGGAAACGGUGGAUGAUGAUUGGUUGCCGGAGGUGCCAGAUCGUUCCUUAGAGAUAGGAAUCCUACCAACAGAGAUACGAAAGCUUGUAGAGAGACGUAAACAAGUCAAGCAACUCAUGAAGCAACCAGACCUUAAUGCCGAUCUCAAACUCCAGUAUGAUAUUCGUCAGAAGGCUCUGAAGCUUACAGCCAACAGUAUGUACGGAUGUCUGGGUUUCUCCCAUUCUAGAUUCUAUGCCAAGCCGCUAGCAGCACUGGUUACAGGCAAGGGGCGAGAGAUUCUAAUGAACACCAAGGAGCUUGUUCAAAAGAUGAAUUUGGAUGUGAUAUAUGGAGACACAGAUUCCAUCAUGAUAAACACAAACACCAACGACUUGGAUCAGGUCAUGAAAGUCGGCAACAAGGUCAAGAAUGAAGUGAACAAGCUGUAUCGUCUGUUAGAGAUUGACAUAGAUGGCGUCUUCCAGUCAAUGCUGCUACUCAAAAAGAAGAAGUAUGCAGCGCUUUCCGUGGAACGUCAUUCUGAUGGAACGAUAACAACCAGUCAGGAAUUGAAGGGACUUGAUAUCGUACGCAGAGACUGGUGUGAUCUGGCCAAGGAGGCUGGAAACUAUGUGAUUGGUCAGAUCCUGUCAGCUGACCUGAGAGAGACCAUUGUUGAGAACAUCCAUUCCAAAUUGAUAGAAAUCGGGGAAAAAGUUGCCAAGAAUGAGGUGCCUCUCAAGAUGUAUGAAAUCAAUAAGAGCCUGACAAAAGCACCACAUGAUUACCCAGAUAAGAAGAGCUUACCUCACGUCCACGUAGCUCUCUGGCUGAAUAGCCAGGGAGGUAAGAAGGUUGGAGCAGGGGAUACCAUCUCCUAUGUAGUGUGUGAGGAUGGUUCUGUUCUGCCAGCCAGCCAGCGUGCAUACCAUCCAGGUGAAGUCCAGAAACAGGACCAUUUAAAGAUAGACACCAAGUACUACCUGUCACAGCAGGUGCAUCCAGUGGUCUCCAGACUGUGCGAUCCUAUUGAGGGUACUGAUGCUGCUCGUAUUGCUGAAUGCCUUGGAUUAGACCCUGCAGGUUACCGGCAUGCAGUGCGCCAGCAUGACGAUGAAGCAGACGCCAUGUUGGGUGGUGAUGCAGCAAUGGCUGACGAGGAGAAAUACAAAAAUGCUGACCGCUUCAAGUUUGCCUGUCCGAACACAAAGUGUGGCAGAGAGAAUAUCAUUGAUAGUGUCUUCACUGGCAGUGACAAGUUGAUAUCAUGCAGCCUCGCCCAGUGUAGUAACCCUGAAUGCAAGACUGUUCUUUCCAAUCACUGGUCUCUCAUGUGUAAUCGUCUGAAUCUGCUCAUCAGGGGAUAUAUACAGAAGUACUAUGCUGGGUGGAUGGUGUGUGAAGACACUUCCUGUGCACACAAGACCAGAAGAACUCCCCUGAAUCCUCAACGGCAAGGCUUUAUGUGCCCAGUAUGCCAAAGGGCUAUUCUGAAACCAGAGUACACAGACAAGGACCUGUAUUAUCAGAUGUCGUUCCUCCAGUCCAUCUUUGAUGUCGACAGAGCCAUGAAAAGACUCACAGAGAAUGAAAAGACUUUUGCCAAUAUGGCCCUCAGGGACCAUCUCGACAGCUACUCUCGUCUCAGGAACUUCAUGGACAAGAAACUCCGGCAGAAUAAGUACUCAGAGGUGGACCUAAGCAGACUGUUCUCAGGCAUGAGCACGUUGGUACUUGGCCACACCAUCAAGCGAGAGUAAAUGAGUCAGCAACGUUCAUUGAUGGCCCAUCUAAGUCUUGGAAAACAAACUUAGACCAGUGUAAGUCACAAGUGUGUCAGGUUAGGAGGGCAGUGAGUCAGGUACAGAGAGGAGGCUAGGCUGUGCAGAGCGCACAUCAUGAUAUUUAAUUGACUCAGAAUGGGUUGAAGUAUUUACAUGUUUCUCGUCUGCACAAUGAGCUGGAUUUAGCUUAUUCAUUGUCGCUACUAAUAAUAAUAACGGAGUCUUAUAUAGCGCACGUAUCUACUGACAAUUAGGUUCUCAAGGCGCUGGUAAUUAUGUCCAUUUUUAAAGACGGGUAAAUGAGGUAAAUGUGAAAUAUGAGACCCAUUAUGUCGCACCUUUUUACUAGGUGCUGUGGCAUAUUUUGCAGCCACUGCCAGAAACACGGGGCAAGCCCUUCACUUAGUGACAAGUGUCACUGGGUUCUUUAACAUGCUUACACAACGCACGGGACCUACAGCUCUACGGCCCAUCCAAAGGACGAAGCAGUAAUGGUAAAGUGCCUUGCUCAAGAGCACAUGCACCAUGUUCGCCAUUAGGACUUGAACCCAUGUACCACAACAAACACCAUAACCAUUGGGCCACAGCACCCCACUGGGUAAUCCUAUACAAUAGCAUUACAUGUCUCCCAUCACCAGUCCACAACCAGUGUCUCAAGUGACAGUAAGUCAGUCAGUGAGAUAGGUUGUAAGUCUUAAGAGGAUGCUAGGCUGGCACUCUGGGACCAGCACAAUUCCUGUCUGAAAUGAUUACUAUACUAGAAACGAUUGCUUUGUGUCGUAGCCUAGUUCCGUAUCACUCAUAUGAAGCGUUGACCAUACAUUCUGCAAUCCUGUUCUUUAUCAGUUUGAAUCAUCAUGUCUCAUUCAUGGCUUUGCAGGCUUAGUUAACCAGAAACACUUUUUACAUUUUGACCUGUUACAGUUAUAUUUAGGAAACUUUCUUCUUU